Molecule: messenger RNA, 1170 nt
Organism: Paraphaeosphaeria sporulosa
Lineage: Eukaryota; Fungi; Ascomycota; Dothideomycetes; Pleosporales; Didymosphaeriaceae
Product: Brix-domain-containing protein
Exons: 2
Coding region: 102-989 (295 amino acids)
Biological process (GO): rRNA processing
Cellular component (GO): small-subunit processome; Mpp10 complex; nucleolus
Molecular function (GO): rRNA primary transcript binding; snoRNA binding
Source: RefSeq, a predicted model, not a curated record
CGAUACUCCACGCUCCGGCUCCGCUGUUGCUUACACAUACACCAACCGCCAAACCCUCAGACGCGCCUCAUCUGCAACAGGAAACGCACCACUUUGCAGCCAUGCAGCGACGACAGGCUCGCGAACGGCGGGAUUACCUUUAUCGCAGGGCUUUGACGCUCAGAGAUGCAGAGCUGGCAGCGAAGCGAGCCGCGUUGAAGCAGUCGCUCAGUUCUGGUAAACCUCUGACAAAGGACCUUGCUGAGGACACAAGCCUGCGACAAGACUACAAAUAUGACGAAUCGAGGGCCGACCGAACGGUGGAAGAAGAACUCGGAAUGGACGACGAAUACUCGCAGUUGUCCGGCGUAGUAGACCCGCGCAUCCUGGUCACAACCAGCCGAGACCCGUCAAGCCGAUUGAGCACAUUCGCGAAGGAGAUCAGAUUGUUGCUACCCACGAGUAUACGACUGAACCGCGGAAAUUUGAUCCUGGGCAACCUCGUUGGGAGCGCGAAAUCGAGCGGACUGUCGGACGUGGUCCUUGUGCACGAACACCGCGGAACCCCAACAGCCUUGACAGUCUCUCACCUUCCCCACGGCCCAACCGCUUCCUUCUCGCUGCACAACGUCGUCCUCCGCUCAGACAUACCCAAUGCGUCACGCGGCACGGUGUCGGAAUCAUAUCCUCACUUGAUUUUUGAGGGAUUCACGUCAAAACUCGGUGAAAGAGUCGUCACAGUCAUCAAGCAUUUGUUCCCGCCGCGGGAUGGCGCUGUCAAAACGGGCAACAGAGUCGUUACGUUCGUGAACAGGGAGGAUACGAUUGAGGUCAGGCACCACGUGUACGUGCGAACGGGGUACCAGAGCGUCGAGCUUGCAGAAGUGGGGCCCAGGAUGAGCAUGCGACUCUUCGAGAUAAGGAGCGGGACACUAGACUCUAAGGAGGGAGACGUGGAGUGGCAUCUCAACCAGUACACGCGGACGGGCAGGAAGAAAGACUAUCUAUGAGGGGAAGCUGCUUGACGAAGCGAAGGCUGAGCCCAUCAGCGGGCGACAGCGAGGAACCGUUAUACACGUGAAAGUUGUACGGUAAUCCACUGUUCAUGAGAUUGAAGUGAAGCAACGCAUCAGCUCGCGCCAGAAGCGAGCUCAUCGGCGUAGAUAGAUAUAUACCCCAAACACUGACUCC